Messenger RNA from Durio zibethinus, 525 nucleotides. NCBI's taxonomy places the organism in Eukaryota, Viridiplantae, Streptophyta, Magnoliopsida, Malvales, Malvaceae. The record is from RefSeq and is a predicted model, not a curated record.
AUGUCCAUUAAUCCCCUUUUUCAUGCUAGGACAAAGCCUAUUGAAAUAGACUACCAUUUCGUCCAAGAAAAGGUAGUCAUGGGUAAUCUCAUCACACGGGUCGUUCAAGAAACUGGGAGAUCAGGAAAGGUCAAGCAGCUACCAGGACCCCGUGGCUUACCCCUGGUGGUCUACCUCCUAAUCCUCGGUAGAAACACUCACAGAACUUUGAUGGAAUUGGCCAAGAUUUAUGGUCAUCCAAUUUAUAAACUUUCGCUUGGACAGAGACAAUGUGUGAUAAUAAGCUCUCCAUACUUGGCAAAAGAGGUGGUUCAUGAUCAAGACAUCGUAUUUGCCAACCGUAACCCAACAAUUGCAGCAUUGGCUUUCUCUUUUGGUGGAAAGGACAUUGCAUUCUCGCCUUAUGGGCCAGGACAACGAAUGCUGUGCAGGAUAUUUGUCCAGGAAAUGCAGAGUAAAGCAAACCUUGAUGCUUUUUAUGCCCUUCGGCAAAAUGAGGUUAAAAAGAGUGUUAGAGAUGUGUAA